AUGAUCUCGGUGGAAUCUCUCAGUUACUCCAACCAAAGCCUUGACUUUCCUCUUAAACCAUCGAAUUCCGAUACACCUUCCGUCAGUGGCCUCUCUAGUAACAGCCCCGAGCGUCUUCUCGGCUCCGAUCUGGAUGACUCCUCCGACGACGAGACGCGUCCUCCGCCCGUGAAGGGUAAUUUGAACAAGUGGACAAACAUUCUGCAUGGUUGGCAGGAGCGUUACUUUGUCCUAAAGGAUGGUGUGCUGAGUUACUACCGUAGUGAGGCGGAGAUGGAUCAGGGGUGCCGAGGCUCGAUACGUCUCAGGAACGCGCAUGUCCAGCCACAUCCCUAUGAUGACUGUAGAAUUGACGUCAGUCUGGGUGACUCCACCUGGUACUUUCGUUGUUCCUCGGAGUCCGUUCGACAGCAGUGGAUUUCUGGCAUUGAGAAACACCGACUGGCUGAGUCCGGCUACAGCUCGAAGUGUUCGAUGCUCUCCCUCAACUCCAUCAAUUCCCUCAGCACCUGUGGAAAACGUGGCCAGAGCAUGUCCGAGAAAUGGGCCAUCUGA
Messenger RNA from Dibothriocephalus latus, 555 nucleotides. Lineage: Eukaryota; Metazoa; Platyhelminthes; Cestoda; Diphyllobothriidea; Diphyllobothriidae. The record is from the annotation of a GenBank genome assembly.